UAUGAUUAUAAAUAUAAUAGAGUUAUCUGUCUCAGGCACGAGAUGGUGAGGCGAAUAAUAUUUUUAUUAUUUAACCCAUAAAAUACCAACAACAUGAUUAUAAAAACAAUAGAGUUUGCUGCGUAAGCAGAAUCCAACGGCCGCCCCGUCAAAGAGUAGGGCUGCAGGCUAAAGACGCCUCCUCAAUAUUAUCUUAUAAUAAUACACACACAUAUAUAUAUAUAUAUAUUGUUGGGAAACUCAUAAUUAAAGCGAAAGCCAAAGCUAAAAAGCAUUGCAACCGAGGCCAUUGUUGGUCGCUUGUUUCCUGGCCUUUCUAAUUCUGUCCCCACGCCACCCACCCUUCUCUCUCUCUCUCUCUCUCUCUCUCUCUCUCUCCGAUUUCCCUCUAAGCUUUGCUUGAUGUUGAAGCCCCCAUCCAUGAAAGCCGCCUGAGGGGAUGAGAAAAUGGAGGCUGCAGAGGAAGAGUUGGAGAGGAGGAGCAAGUUCCUUAACAGUCUCAUACUGAAGAAGAAGGCCUCCGACCAAAAGGAACACCAUGAUCGCCUCAACGUCCGUGUCAGGGCAUCGGACAUGCCCCUCCCUCUUCAAAACAGAGCCUUUCGCUGCGCCAGAGACAAUCUCGACUCCAUGCCCGGAAAGCUCGACAGCAAACGCCUUGCCCUUGCCCUUAAGAAGGAAUUCGACUCCUUGUAUGGUCCUGCUUGGCACUGCAUUGUGGGAACAAGCUUUGGCUCAUAUGUAACACAUUCCUUAGGAGGGUUCCUGUAUUUCUCAAUUGACAAGGUUUAUAUCCUUCUGUUCAAGACUGCUGUCGAGCCUUUGGAGCACUGAGCACUGACAUUUCACAUUUGCUCCCGACCAAACAUAUGCAAUUUUCAGAAUAACUACUGUACCCCACCUUCUUUCAUUGUAUUCCUGGCGUUGUAUUUGAGACAACUUGUUUACUCGUGACAUUGCAGGAGCAUACAAGAAAACGACUAAUUUGUUGAUGAGUUGAACUA
Molecule: messenger RNA, 1004 nt
Organism: Diospyros lotus (date-plum)
Lineage: Eukaryota; Viridiplantae; Streptophyta; Magnoliopsida; Ericales; Ebenaceae
Product: dynein light chain 1, cytoplasmic
Exons: 2
Coding region: 448-834 (128 amino acids)
Biological process (GO): microtubule-based process
Cellular component (GO): dynein complex
Molecular function (GO): dynein light intermediate chain binding; dynein intermediate chain binding
Source: RefSeq, a predicted model, not a curated record